Messenger RNA from Paraphaeosphaeria sporulosa, 1749 nucleotides. RefSeq lists its product as uncharacterized. Gene Ontology annotation, biological process: copper ion import; intracellular iron ion homeostasis; iron ion transport. The annotation marks the transcript as partial. The transcript has 2 exons. The record is from RefSeq and is a predicted model, not a curated record. Gene Ontology annotation, molecular function: ferric-chelate reductase activity. Lineage: Eukaryota; Fungi; Ascomycota; Dothideomycetes; Pleosporales; Didymosphaeriaceae. Gene Ontology annotation, cellular component: plasma membrane.
UACACAUCCAUCAUCAUCGCAAUGCUUUUGAGCGUUGACGCACCAACAUUCACUUUCCAUUUCACAGAUGAUGUAGCCUUCCGUGCCGCAUGGACAACAAUCUCACAAAUCCCACUUGUCUACCUUCUCUCGGCGAAACGCGGUCCUCUCAACUAUCUCACCGGUCUGACGUACGAGCGCAUCAACUGGAUGCAUAAAUUCGUAGGAAGAAUGGUCUUUGUCUCGGCAACUACCCAUAUGGCCAUCAUGCUAUCCUCAAUCUCGAUGUCUGAGCUCACAAGCUCACAUGACGACGCCAUGCAAGUUGUCCGUUACGGCGCCGGGGCGUAUGUGUUGCUGCUUUGGAUUGCCGUCUCGAGCGUCAUAGGGGUAAGAAAGAGAUGGUACCGCUUCUUUUACAUCAACCACUGGAUCUCGACCAUCGUGUUCCUGGGACUUGCGUUCAACCACGUUCCCAGUUACGCGCGACUGCCCAUCUAUGCUUCCAUUGGACUUGUUGCAACAGACAAGAUGCUUGUCACUUUUGGGUACCUCUUACUCAACAUGACCAUCCGUCCCAUCAGAACGAAAUUCAAGAAGAUGUGGUUCCCACGCCUAGGCUCGCUUGAAGUACAUCCUUUCACACCAGCGACGUGCUCCGACUUUUCAAAUGGACGGGAAAUUGAAAGCCAAGAUGCGGAAGAGCAUGGUCUGCUACCCAUGGAGUCAACAACACAACCGAACGACAUGAUCUUGAUGGUCAAAGCGCACGAUGGACUGACUAGAAGACUUGCAGACUACCGUGACCAGUGGCGAUCUCUUCCCUGUCCAAACGCAAGUCAGCCGAGCUCUUCGCUCAUUGCGUUCAUUGACGGCCCAUACGGAGAAGGCCCAGUUUGGGAAGACUACGAAAACAUAGUCAUGCUUUCCACCUCGACAGGCGUAUCGUUUAUGUUGUCGGUUCUCAACUACCUUGAGCAUUUUUCAUUUGCAAACAAAGGGCGUCUGCGUACGCGACAAAUUCACUUCGUUUGGGUGAACAGGCAUAUCGAGCCAGUCUUCGAGUCGACCAUCACCGAGCUGUUUUGCAGGAAUAGCACUGCGCUUCGUGAUUCCGGUAUAUCGGUGAAAGCUGACUUCUACAUCACAUGUUCUGCCUCCACAGAGCCGGACGCCUGCGACAUCGACCCGUUUGCACACCUGCGUCGCUCUAGAGGAAGAUCGCUCAUUGGCAAGCCCCCUCUACGAAUCAGGAAUCCAAACAAUCCAGAUGAUUGGAAUUCGGAUGCAGAGUCGACACAUACGUUCCAAAACAGCCCACGAACAAGUAGUGACAGAAGCAGUCGCUCGAGCGAGGACACCUAUGUUGAAGAAAGGACGGAGGAACAACGACCCUGCCUCUCUGAGUUACAAUCUAUCGACAAUAAACUUGAGACAUCUUACUGGGCCAGAUUUAAACUAUCAAACUUGGUCCGCAAGGCACAGAGACAGCCUGAGAGAUGCCAGUGUGCGCUACAGCAGCACCAAGAGCGUAAAAGCAGAGUACGACAGUUGCCACCAUUCUUGUCGAGACAUUAUGGCACAAGACCGGACACUGAUACUAUACUGAACGCUGCUGUACCGCGAACGAUGCUAGCGAAGACAAUGGUCACCACCUGCGGUACGAGGCUAGGCAGUGAUAUAAGGAAGGUGGUCUCACAGAUAAACAUAGACUAUGCAUUGGGGAAGAGAGAAUCAGGAGUGCAGUUCUGGGACGAGAGCAUGUCAUAA